Messenger RNA from Harpegnathos saltator (Jerdon's jumping ant), 1561 nucleotides. RefSeq names its product histone-lysine N-methyltransferase SETMAR-like. The coding region runs from base 968 to 1528 and encodes 186 amino acids. NCBI's taxonomy places the organism in Eukaryota, Metazoa, Arthropoda, Insecta, Hymenoptera, Formicidae. The transcript has 2 exons. The record is from RefSeq and is a predicted model, not a curated record. Gene Ontology annotation, molecular function: nucleic acid binding.
UUUUCCAUUUUUCUGAUAAUAUACCGAUUCCACGACAAUAAAACGAUUUGUCUUUCAAAGCAAUCCAAUCAGACACUCAUUUUUGCAUAUACUCAUAGUUAUUGAAGUGUGUAUUUGCCAAAGCAUGUUGCAUCGAUCAGAAUAGAUGGUAAUCAGAUAGUGCUAAGUCUGGAGAGUACACUGGGUGCGGACGGAUUUCCCAUUUGAGCUCUAACAAUGUUUAUUUAACGAUUGAAGUAACAUGUGGACAAGCAUUAUCGCGCAAAGGAAUCAUUUUUCGUCUAUUGCUGGCUAUCGUUAACCUUUUUUACAUUAAUUCAUCAUUCAAUUUAUUCAAUUAUUGCUGGUAUCGCUCCCCCGUAACUGUUUCAUUCGGUUUUACGAGGGUUGCCUUUUAUAUUUCGGGAAUGGACGAUCCAGGUGCUGCCAUCUGACAACCGACGUCCCUAACGUAAAGUUCGACUUUUUGUCAGUAUACUUACUUAGAACGUUUUGAUGUCCAUGCGCCAUUUGUGUUGUUUACAGUGACAUGAAAAAUUGAUGUCGGCCAAGAAAUGGAAUUAAGUCGUGGACAUUUCCGUGCGAUUAUUUUUUAUAACUUUCGACGUGGAUUAUCUCAACAACAGUGCAUCGAUGAACUUAAUUCGACUUUUGGCGAUGAAGCACCAUCAAAAAUCACUAUAUAUCGAUGAAAACAUUGAUGCUGUGCGUGAACUGAUAUUGCAAGAUCGUCAUGUGACUUAUCGUGAGAUUGAGGCAUCCUUGGGCAUUAGUGGGACCAGCAUACAUUCAAUAUUGCAUGAACAUUUGGCUGUCAAAAAAAUUUGUUCGCGUUGAAUCCCAUAUAAUUUAACAAUCGCUUAACAAAAGGCUCGUGUCGAUUGGUCGAAAGAAAUGCUCAAGAAAUACGAUUGCGGUGCUUCAAAACACGUCUAUGAUAUCGUAAGAGGUGACGAAUCAUGGAUCUAUGCGUAUGAGCCCGAAAGUAAACAGCAGUCGACUGUAUGGGUCUUUCAAGAUGAGCCAAAUCCAACAAAAGUUGUUCGCGCACGAAGCACUUCGAAGCAAAUGGUCGCCUGUUUUUUUCGGAAAAACCGGAUAUGUGGCAACUGUACCAUUAGUACAAUGUCGGACGGUCAAUUCUGAAUGGUACACAACCAUUUGUUUGUCAGAAAUCUUCGGAAAAAUAAGGGAAACCAACCGUCGAAGACGCAUCAUUCUUCACCAGGACAAUGCGAGCUCUCACACAUCGGCUCAAACAAGAGACUUUUUGAGAACUGAAAAAGUCGAAUUGAUGGGUUAUCCGCCAUACAGCCCUGAUUUGGCACCCAAUGACUUCUUUUUAUUCCCGCAAAUCAAAAAUAAAUUACGAGGUCAACAUUUUUCGACGCCUGAAGAAGCGGUUGAUGCGUUCAAAAUGCAUGUUUUGGAGGUACCUCAAUCGGAGUGGAAAAAGUGCUUCGAAAAUUGGUUCAAGCGCAUGCAAAAGUGUAUUGAUCUUCAUGGAGAAUAUUUUGAAAAACAAUAAACCCAUGUACGAUGAUUAAUUUCCUUUUUUUGU